Molecule: messenger RNA, 1883 nt
Organism: Spinacia oleracea (spinach)
Lineage: Eukaryota; Viridiplantae; Streptophyta; Magnoliopsida; Caryophyllales; Amaranthaceae
Product: flagellar radial spoke protein 5
Exons: 9
Coding region: 177-1328 (383 amino acids)
Molecular function (GO): oxidoreductase activity
Source: RefSeq, a predicted model, not a curated record
AUAUUUCAGUGGCUAUUUCCACCGCUGCUAUCCGAUUGUUAAUCGGUUCGAUUAACAGGGAAUUUCUCAAAUCCUAACAUAAGUUUAAUACGUUUGAAAAAUUCAAUUCAAUCCUUGUAAUUUCUUAUCCUCGUCUCACAACACUCGCUACUCUACUCCGAUUCAUUUCAUCGAAAAUGUCGACAUUCCUUCACCUCAACCCUCUAAAAGCCAUUACAAUCAACACCCCUACUCGGCGUAACUCGACAAGACUCGGCCGGAGAUCAAUCAGGUGCGACUCGGCGGCGGAGAUGUCGACGGAGAAGCACCAAAUUAAGGUGAGUAACGGGAACGAUUCGGUGGAGAUAUGCCGAGUUUUAAACGGAAUGUGGCAAACAAGUGGUGGAUGGGGACGUAUCGACCGAGAUGACGCCGUUGAAGCCAUGCUCCGCUAUACUGAUGCUGGGCUUUCCACCUUCGACAUGGCUGAUCACUAUGGACCUGCUGAAGAUCUUUAUGGAAUUUUUAUUAAUCGAGUCCGUCGUGAGCGCCCACCUGAUGUUUUAGAAAAAGUCAGAGGUCUCACAAAAUGGGUUCCCUCACCAGUUAAAAUGACGAGGAGUUUUGUAGAAAGCAAUAUUAAUGUUUCAAGGAAAAGAAUGGAUGUUGCUUGCUUGGACAUGCUACAGUUCCACUGGUGGGACUAUGCCAAUUCUGGGUAUCUAGAUGCGCUGAAACAUCUUACAGAUCUUAAAGAUGAAGGGAAAAUUAAAACUGUGGCUCUUACAAAUUUUGAUACGGAGAGAUUGCGAAUAAUUCUUGAAAAUGAGAUUCCCGUUGUUAGCAACCAGGUGCAACAUUCGAUUGUUGACAUGCGUCCUCAACAGAAAAUGGCAGAGCUUUGUCAACAAACUGGAGUUAAACUUAUAACGUAUGGAACAGUUAUGGGUGGUCUUUUAUCAGAGAAGUUCCUUGAUACCAACUUAUCCAUUCCGUUUGCUGGUCCUUCACUUAAUACUCCCUCCCUACAGAAGUACAAAAGGAUGGUUGAUGCAUGGGGAGGAUGGAGUCAAUUCCAAGUAUUGCUUCAAGUGCUGAACAAAAUAGCUAGGAAGCACGGUGUGUCCAUUUCAACUGUUGCUGUUAAAUACAUACUAGAUCAGCCGGCUGUAGCAGGCUCCAUGAUAGGUGUCAGACUUGGGCUAUCAGAGCAUAUUAAAGAUGUUAAUUCUGUAUUUUCGCUUGAGCUUGAUGAGGAAGAUGCCGACAGCAUUCGUGAAGUGUCUAGCAGGGGGAGGGAUCUGAUGACAGUGAUUGGUGAUUGUGGAGAUGAGUAUAGGCGCGCUUAAUUAAUGCUGGAGAUGGGGCUGUUUUUCAUGCUUGAUCUUUCUGCCUGUUUUUCAUAUAGUGUAAUACGGAUUGGGAGUUUUGGACUUCGUUUACUGUACUUGUUUGCUUACAAAUAUUGCGAAGGGUUGUGGUUCUUAGAUGCGGUGAUGACUGCCCGACUGGGGUAGGGGACGGAGCAACAUGAAGGAGGCAUCGAGAGAACCACUGCAGAGCAUCAAUGCUCAUAAAAUUAUGAUACUCUUAUACAAGUGACCUAGUACUUAAUAAUGACGAAAACAUAUUACUUCAUAAAAAUAUUGUCGAGUAUUUGUACAUCAUCGAUCAUAGGUAACUGGGCUAUGAGCUCACGACUCAGGGGCGAUGCUAAGCUUGGGGUUUAAAUCAUAAAACCAUGCAUAACUCUGUAAGUUAUGAAUAACUCUGUAAGUUAUGUGAUGGCUAUGCUGUAUUUACUUUUCUUGCUUGGAGCCGAGUCUGCACUUCAUAUAGGCAGAUUCUCAGUAACAAGGUUUUACAGUACCUUAAUGUAUUGGUUCUCUUUGUUUUAAAGACUA